AUGCCGAUAUCAUCAACACCCGGGCUUUGCGACUUCUGCUACAAGAAUGUCUUGAGCCCAAACAGUUCGUGGGCUUAUCAUCACCCAAGCCAGUCAUCUCUUGCGGCCUCCGCGCAUCGCGGCUGCGCCUUCUGUAUUCUCCUGCACAAAGAUGUACUGAGCCAUCGCAAGGCCCUCCACAAAAACGAAGAUAUGCAUGCUGACCUAAAGCGCUGGCUUCACGAGGAUGUGGCCAAGACUGACAAACUGCCUUCAGGCUGCGGCUCUACGACCUCUCUAUAUCGAUGGAGUAGUCGCAGUCUAGGUAGAACGAGAGACUCCAUGCGUACAGUGGGAAUAACUUUUCGGGUGGUGCCAAAGAGGCGCGCCAUCGAAGAUGAGAGACAUUCUGAUUUUGAUCUGCAAACCUUUGGUUUACCCGAGCGCAUCUUCUACUGUUUCCCUGAUGCAGACUUAGGGUAUCUCCUGAGCGCAGCCAAGCUCGGUAAGAGCACACACCCAGAUGUUACUGGCCAACAAAUCAAGAGUUGGAUGAGAGAUUGUGAAAAGAAUCAUAGGCAUUGUCCGAAACGGGUUGGUUCUGGAAGCAAUUUUGUUCCGACAAGACUACUCCAUAUUGGAGGCAAACGCCGAGGAGAUUCAAUUCGAGUCGUCAACACCACACUCAAGAAGGUUAGAGGCCCCUAUGUCACUUUGAGCCAUUGCUGGGGAGAGGCGAAAAUAUACACUCUACGAUCAAGCACCUUGGAAGAGAUAAUGUUUGUCGGUGUUCCGUGGCACAAGCUGCCAGUCAAUUUCCAGCAGGCUAUUGAAGUGGCAUGGCUUUUGGAUGUUGAUUAUAUCUGGAUUGACUCUCUGUGUAUAAUGCAAGGGGACAGGGACGACUGGAAGCGUGAAGGAUCUCGGAUGGAACAGGUCUACCGCAAUUCGUAUUGUAAUAUUGCGGCAGCCGACGCCGUAAACAGUGCUGGAGGCCUCUUUCGUGAAAGGGAGCCACACAAGGUUACACCAGCUCACUUCGAGAUAUCGGGAGGCUCCCCGAUGUUUGGUACACAGAAAUGGAGAGUUGUUAGAGCAGACUUGUGGGAGAAUGGCCUGUUGAGGAAACCGUUAUACACGCGCGGCUGGGUCUACCAAGAACGUAUGCUUGCACCCAGGAUCGUGCACUUCAGCAAACAUCAAAUCUUUUGGGACUGUACGAAGAUGAGCGCGUGUGAAGGUAUUCCUACCGGACUUCCUUUACCGUUGGAGCAAAAAUCCGCGGCAGAUCGUCAUUGGCGAGGCCGGCUUCAGGAGACCACGAGGGGCACGAUGCCCUUAUCUGGUGUGAACGACGAGUCCCUCGAAGACUUCUGGAGAACGGCAGUUGAGUAUUACACUAGACUCGACCUCACUAAGCAGAGCGACAAGCGUAUGGCAAUUUGGGGAGUUGCCAAACGAGUUCGCGAUACGCUUGAUGAAGAGUAUGUUGCAGGAAUGUGGCAAUACGCUAUGGAAGAACAACUAGCAUGGCGAGUUGCAGACUGCGAGACAGCGGAACGACCCAAGCAAUUGGUCGACUUUCCGAGCUGGUCGUGGACCUCUGUGAAUGGAACAAUACUAAUUCCCGAGCGUUCAAAGGCCGAUGAGCGACAUUAUUGUGUUACCGAUCAUGACGGAAAGGCUCUUGCUUUUACAAUCAGGGGGGAAGGCACUCGCCCAAUGCUGCCGAGGAGCUCAUCUGAAACCCCUGACGAUAUGGGAAAGGAGUUGGAUCUGGUGGCAGAGAGGCGACGGAAGUCGAGUGCAACGUCACGGAAGAACUCGCAACAAGAUCCUGCAGGGCCCAACUACCAAGCGUUUGAAUCGAAGGAACCAAAGGGAGGGCUUCUUGGGCAAGAAGAAACACACUCAGACAUAGAUGAUAAGCGGGACAAAGAGCCCGAAUUGGAACAUGAACAUAUCGCUAUACGAGGUCAUCUUUGCGAAGGGCGUUUGAAGCGUCUCGACGGCAAUACAGAAUGGGCCCUCGAAUUACUCAGCAGGCCAGAUGUAGACCAGAAGCAGUUCGAUGUUAAGGCUUUUCCGGAUGUCGCACCCAAGCUACACGAAGAAGUGGUUUUGUUCGUUGUUCUUGCCUUGACGCGGCACGUCGACCGUUCGGACAGACCGCUCUGGAUGAAUACAGAUACAUCAAUUCAAAAGGCCUGGUACGCAGGCCAAGGUAUCAUUAUUCGACGCUCGACUCAAGCCGAAUCAUCCUACGAACGUAUUGGCGCUUUCGAUAUUCGACGAAUGAGUCCUCUUGUGUGGAAAUACCUACAAUGCACAUAUUCCACUGGAGAUCCUGAAACGGCGCCUGAAGCUAUAAGUAGCCCAAGCACAAAUUUCUUUCUGAGAUAA
This is a messenger RNA of Dothidotthia symphoricarpi CBS 119687, 2382 nucleotides long. RefSeq names its product HET-domain-containing protein. The record is from RefSeq and is a predicted model, not a curated record. The transcript is spliced from 4 exons. NCBI's taxonomy places the organism in Eukaryota, Fungi, Ascomycota, Dothideomycetes, Pleosporales, Dothidotthiaceae. The coding region runs from base 1 to 2382 and encodes 793 amino acids.